ACCGACCCACCGUUCUUCGCCUGUAUAUAACGAGCCCAACCUGCCCUCCCGCUCUCUUCAUCCUAUCAGCCUUCUUCCUCGUUCUUCGUGUGCCAUGGAAAGCCUUGAUGCCAACCUCCCCGUGGUUACCAUUGAUGGCUUCAAGCCCUUGGACCUCGAUGAUCUUAGAGAGCAACUGCUGCUCUCCGUCGACUUCAUCGUGGACUAUUAUAAGAACGUGGACACGCAACCCGUGCUGCCGCAAGUGCAGCCCGGCUACCUCCGCCACCUCAUGCCGGCCGCCCCACCCCCCUGCGGCGCCACCCUCGAGGACGCCCUCCGCGACAUCCGCGGUGCGGUGCUUCCCGGCAUGACCAACUGGGCCAGCCCCAACUUCUUUGCUUACUUCCCGGCCACACUCGGCUCCGCGGCCCUCGUCGGGGACUUCAUCGCCUCCGCGCUCAACCCCGUCGCCUUCACCUGGCUGUCCUGUCCUGCUGCCACGGAGCUCGAGGAGCUCGUACUUGACUGGCUGGCGCAGCUGCUUCGACUGCCGCCUGCUUUUCGAUCCUCCUCGGACAGCGGCGGUGGAGGCGGCGGCGUCAUACACGCCACCACCAGCGAGGCCAUCCUUUGCACUCUCGUGGCCUCCCGCGACGGCGCGGUGCGCCGGGCCGGAGGCGUGCCGAUCAGCCGCCUCGUGGCCUACGGCUCCGACCAGACCCAUUCCACGUUCGCCAAGGCAUGCAGAAUCGCCGGGUUCGACCAGACCAACGUCCGGUUGAUCCCGACUCGACCCGGUUCGGGGUACGCGCUUGUGGCGGCCCGACUCCGCGACGCGAUGGCGGCCGACGCAGCGGCGGGUCUUGUGCCCGCCUACGUCUGCGCCACCGUGGGGACCACCUCCUCCACUGCAGUGGAUCCCUUGGGCCUCAUCGCCGAUGUGGCCGCCGAGUUCGGCGCGUGGGUGCACGUGGACGCGGCGUACGCGGGCAGCGCGUGCAUCUGCCCCGAGUUCCGGCGCUUCCUCGACGGGGUGGAGCGAGCGGACUCCCUCAGCAUCAGCCCCCACAAGUGGCUGCUCACCGGCCUCGACUGCACCUGCCUGUGGCUCAGGGACCGGCCGCGGCUGGCCGAGUCGCUGGGGACUAACCCGGAGUACCUCAAGAACGGGCCCAGCGAGUCCGGCCUGGUGGUAGACUGCAAGGACCUGCAGGUGGGGGUGGGUCGCCGGUUCCGAGCUCUCAAGCUCUGGAUGGUGCUGCGGACGUACGGCGUCGCGGGGCUGCAGGCGCACAUCCGGAGCGACGUGGAGAUGGCGCGGGCGUUCGAGGGGAUGGUGCGGGCGGACCGCCGGUUCGAGGUGGUGGCUCCGCGGAGGUUCGCGUUGGUGUGCUUCCGCAUCAGGGCUUGGGGCGGAGAGGAGGCUGCGGCGGAGGCGGACAACCGGAGGCUGCUGGCGCUGGUCAACGGCAGCGGGAGGGCGUACGUGACGCACACGGUGUUGGGCGGGAAGUACGUGCUGCGUUUCGCGGUGGGGGCGACGCUCACCGAGCAUCGCCACGUGGCGAGUGCUUGGGAGCUGAUCAGGGCGAAGGCUGACGAGGUGCUCGGAAUUAUUGCAAGUAUUAUAAUCGAAGUUGUGUGGGAAUCCAACUCAAACCAGUCGACGUCGGUCUCUCAUUUCAACGCGUAG
Molecule: messenger RNA, 1675 nt
Organism: Musa acuminata subsp. malaccensis (wild Malaysian banana)
Lineage: Eukaryota; Viridiplantae; Streptophyta; Magnoliopsida; Zingiberales; Musaceae
Product: tryptophan decarboxylase 1
Biological process (GO): amino acid metabolic process
Cellular component (GO): cytoplasm
Molecular function (GO): carboxy-lyase activity; pyridoxal phosphate binding
Source: RefSeq, a predicted model, not a curated record